Molecule: messenger RNA, 4875 nt
Organism: Naegleria lovaniensis
Lineage: Eukaryota; Heterolobosea; Eutetramitea; Acrasida; Naegleriidae
Exons: 2
Coding region: 1-4875 (1624 amino acids)
Biological process (GO): lipid metabolic process; transmembrane transport
Cellular component (GO): membrane
Molecular function (GO): ATP hydrolysis activity; ATP binding; ABC-type transporter activity
Source: RefSeq, a predicted model, not a curated record
AUGGGAUCUGACAUUGUGUGGUUGUCUCUCUUAAUGUUGUUCUCCCUGAGCAUGAGCAACAUCAGGCUGAUAUUGAGAAGCUACAUUUUCGACUUGUUGGAAGCUAAUUUUUCUAAUUUUUCAGAACCUCAUAAUGAAGAGGGUUCAACCUCCUUAUUGGAGAAUGCACUGCUACUGAUUGUGAGCCAUUGUUUCAUGUCCAUGCUGUCCCUACUUGUUUUCUAUGCCAGUAGAUUACGGGAGUAUGUGGAAAAGGGAGCAAUUUCAGAAUGUAUGAGAGAGUUAGUGUUACAUAAGGUAUCCAAGAUUGUCAUGAGUGAGAAACAAGAACGGUUCAACUUUGGAAUAAUUUCCACCAUUCUAUUUGAAGACGUUUCUACAAUUAGUAGCUCUAAAUAUGUCUUGUCGGAGACACAUUCUCACAUUGGAUAUUUAAUUAUGAGCUUCUUUACAAUGGUUUAUACAGUAGGAUUGUUUGCCUCAUGCUGCUCAUUUGUAUUUCUAUUGUUCACUGUUCCAGUUUAUAUUUAUUUCAUCAAAAAGCAAGAUACUAUGCGAAAAGAAAACCUUGAAAUAGCAGAUGAAAAGUCAUCUGUACUUUCUCAAUUUAUUCAUGCUAUCAAGCUGAUCAAAGUGUUUGCCAUCGAAAAUGUUUUUAUUAACAAAUUCGAAAAUAUUGAGGCAAAAGCCAGAAAGAACUUCAACUCGGAUAGUUGGAUUGCUUUUAUCAUUGAAUCUCUCUAUCACUUGCAAUCAUUCAUGGUUUCUUUCAUUUGCUUUUUUGUAUAUUCAUAUAUUGAAGGCAAACCCAUCACACUUGGAUUAGCCCUCACUGUGAGCAGUUUGUCAGAUUGUUUGAGGUGGCCUUUUUACAGCUUGUCUUCUGAUUUGAGACAAAUAAGCCAAAUGAGAAUAGCUUCCAAAAGAAUAGCCAAUCUACUCAUGUGUAAGGAACAUAAAUAUCACACUGAAUUCACAACAGAGGUUGGGGUGUUAGUAGAAAUGCAGAACGUCAGCGCAAAAUGGAAUUUUGAGCCUUGCAACAACAACACGUACGACAACUCAAUCAUUAGAAAUAUUUCAUUGAAAAUUCAUGAAGGAGAACAUGUGGCGCUAAUCUCAAAGGUUGGAAUGGGAAAGUCCACUUUGCUAUAUACCAUUUUGAAUGAGACAAACAUCAUUCAUGGCAAUGUUCGUAUUAAGGAAGGACUUUCUAUUGGUUUUGUUUCUCAAAAUGUAUGGAUACGAAACGGUACCAUUCGUGAAAACGUUGUGUUCUGUUCCAGCAAUUUUGACCAGAAACGGUACGAGCUUGCGUUAUGGGCUUCAGAUUUCGCUAUUGAUGUUGAGCAGAUGACCAAAAAAGAUGAUCAGAUGAUUGGAGAAAGAGGAAUCAAUCUCAGUGGUGGACAGAAAAUUCGCUUGUCCUUAGCACGAGCUCUCUACCAUGAUUGUGAUUUGUACUUGCUUGACGAUAUUUUCUCAGCCGUUGAUAUUCACACAGCAAGUAACAUUGUGGAUAGGCUUUUUCAGAGUGAGAAUGCCUUGUUGAAAAAUAAGAGUAUUCUACUAGUCACACAUCAAUUACACCUGUUAAAGAUGAUCGAUCGUACAUUUGUGAUGGAUAAGGGUGAGAUUAUUCAGCAAGGAUCUAACAGCGAAAUCAUUGAUAGCGAGAAUAUGUCUGAUACAUUGAAGGAUUUACUCUCUUCUACCCACAACGUUCAAGAUGAGACCAAAUCGAUAUUCCAAACAUCUCAACAUUUAAUGGAACAAAGUGAAAGUGAUGAGAGGGAAGAUGGCAAGUCUUCGUUUGAAUCUGUAUUAGAAGAAGUCAGAGAAGACCCAAAAAUUAUACAAAUCAUUGAAUUCAUGAUGUCUCUCGGCAGAAAGAGCUCCAUCUUUUUGUUAAGCAUUGUUACUCUUGGAUUAAUAGAACAAUUUGCUCCAGUCUUUAAGGACUAUAUACUUUCAUGCUGGAUUAUGGAUGAACACUAUGAACAACAUCCAUUAGUUUAUUAUUUUAGCCUAUACAAUGUGGGAGCGUUUUGCGAAAUGAUAUCCUACACGCUGAAUAGUGUAGUUGUUGGAUACUUUUUAUAUCUUGUUGGAGAUGUGUAUCAGUCGUUGAUUUUGGAAAAAUUAGCUCAAUCCAAGUUGAAGUUAUUCGAGACAGUCCCUUCUGGAAAAAUUAUUGAGAGAGUUUAUGACACUAGUGAGAUUCGAAACAACAUCAGAUACAUGUUUCAAUACUUUAUUUCGACUGCUUUUAAAGCGUUAGUUACCAUUGUCAUUAUACUCUUCACAGUACCUAUAUCUAUUGUAUUAUUUGCCAUUGUUGCUCCUAUCACCAAUUAUUAUAGAAAUACCUACUCCACUACGGAGCAACAAGUUUUAGAUUAUCAAACUUCAAAUCUUUAUGAUCCCACAUACACCAUCUCAAGUGAAAUUCUUGAGGGAAUUGACACAAUUCGAGCUUUUGACAGAGAGAAAAAGAUGACGGCUCUCAUUUCAGAAAUAAGAGAACGGAACCAUUUUAUCAACAAGUUAACUUAUUGUAAUGAGUUACUUUGGAAUUGGUUUUCGGUUAGAUGCGGUUUUGCUAAAGACGUAACAAUUUCUCUAAUUCUUUUAGUAAUUUUUUUAUAUUAUUACAAGUACUAUCAUGAGCAAAAUGUCCAUCUCUCCAAUGACACGAUGUCAACUGAAAAGAUGGUACCCAUACAAGUUGUUAUUGCUCUCUUCUAUCAGAGAGUUCAAGAUCUUAUUGACUCUUCAGAGACACUGUUUUAUACAUUUACAAAAACAGCUACUUCUUUUAGGCCAGUUCAAAGAAUUCUCGAUUUUGUGAAACAACUUCCAUUAGAUGGAACGCAGUCAGUUUUGGAAAAGCCAAAAGACUUACAUUUUGAAGGAACUGUUAUAUUUGACCGAGUGAGUAUGAAGUAUUCUCCAGAGUGUAAUUACGCCCUUAACAAUAUAUCAUUUAGCGUAAAACAAGGCGCUAAAUGUGGAAUUGUUGGAAGAACAGGAAGUGGGAAGAGUAGUAUCUUUAAUUGCAUUCUUCGAUUACAAGAAAUUGAGAAGAAUGAAGGAGCUAUUUAUAUGGAUGGAAUUGACAUUCGAGAAUUACCUAUUAGGGAUUUACGAAAGAGUAUUACUUUUAUUCCACAACAACCUAUUUUAUUUAUGGGAACUUUGCGAGAAAACAUGGACUUUGAAGGAGCGUUUAGUGACCAAGAAAUUAUAACAGCACUCGAACAGGUUGGAUUGCUACACACCUUAAAAGAAAAGUCUGCUAUUGUGAAGGGAGAGGAACAAUCCAUUCUUGAUAUCAAAAUCACUGAGAAUGGAACCAACUUCUCGAGUGGAGAGAAACAGCUCAUUUGUUUGGCUCGAGCUCUAUUGAGAAAAACAAAGAUAUUGCUGAUGGAUGAAGGAACUAGUAAUUUAGACAAUUUCACAGAUUCAAUUAUUCAAAAUACUUUACGUGGGCCACUUUUUUCCAACACCACUGUUUUGGUCAUUGCCCACCGAAUUGAAACAGUCAAGGAUUACGAAAAGAUCAUUCUCAUGAGCGAUGGUAUCAUUGCAAAACAAGGCUCAGCAGAUCAAGUGUUAAUGUCGUCAGAUGAGUUCAUCAUCGACUCCUCCUCAUCAUCUCUUAGUUUGGACACCAUCAGCUCAUCAACACCGUGUAAGAAACCAGAAGAACCUCAUGUACUCACUCAACACUUUCAAUCUCGGUCAUUGCAAAAGCUAUUGACCAAGAUUUGUGGCAUCAGUUAUGAUGGUGGAAAUUUAAUGAUGGAGUUACAUCGUAUUGAUGAUUCUUUUGAAAUCAAACCAUGUUGGUUGAAUAAUGAAGUCAUUGGUCAUAUCAUUGUCUAUUCCAAGUUCAAGACGGUAAUUGUGAAUUGUAUUGGAAGUAAGAGUAUUUUGGACUGGGUUUCCAACUUUUUAGAAUUUCAAAGCACCACUAAGAUGGAUUCAAAAAGCAACGUGGAAUAUCAAGUGUGUACAUGGACACACAGCGGUGCCAAUCUCAUGCUCUCAGAAUUCCAAAAGGUUUUCAUCUCCCUGUUGCAAAACCAUGAUGAAAACUCGUACCAAGUGUUUUGUUGUGGUCAUAGUAGAGGUGCAGCUAUUACUUCUUACACGGCAUUUCUCAUUGCAAGAGAGUUUCAAGAAGAAUUAGCAGGCAGUGUUUAUGUCAAAACUUUGGCUUGUCCUGCCUAUGCAUGUUCUGAAUUUCAGACUCUUUAUUUGUCGACCAUUCAUGAGAUGAAUAUUUGUAAUGUCCUUUCAAUAUUUGAUCCCAUUGGAUUGUUGCUGAUGGCUCGUUCCAUUCCUGGAGAAGUCUCGUUCAUAGAGUUUCAAAAUCCAUUGGGCUUUUUCAAUGUCUUGGUGCAACCGGCAGUCAACCUGUUACAAUGUGCUUCCGAGUUUUUGAGAAAUAUCUUGACAGCGCCAUCAUUGAUAUCUUGUUUGAAAAAUGUUGCAUGCGUUGGAUUCCAGAUAGUACUUGAACCAGGUGUGUUAGGUUCUAUUGUGAAAAGUCCAUUAAUGUUGUUCAUGAAAGCAUUCAUGAAUGUAGUUGGUUAUGUGAUUCGAGGAAAUGGACAUGGAGUCAAGCAUUACGAGGCUUUUGAGCGAGGCGUUUUUGAACAAUUAAGUUCCACCAUGGGAGAGUUUUUGAGCAACAUUCAAGAUGUAAGCAUGUCAAUUUGGAGACUAUUGUGGAAGUUUUUGGUCCAUUUAAAGAAUAUAGCCCUUGAUUGGAUGAAAAAAUUGUGUGACGAGCUUUGGAAUGGGCUUGCAAAGUUUUUUGACACAAUUGGUUCCUUCUUUAAUAAGCUUUCCAUUCAACAAUAA